UGUCCCAACAGUAGCGGUUGUUGCUGCACAAGCGCAUCUUCACGUUACAGUGUGAAGAAAUAUUCAUAAAAAAAAAAGUGAGAAAAAAUGCGAGUGGUUUGUUCUGAUGGAUAAUCUACAUUUGAUAGAUUCACUUUUAUGCUUGCUCUAUAUAAUUCAACCUUUAAGGACAAAUAUAUGUGCUACUUGUUACCAUAAGUCACUGUUCCAUUUAGUUAACUCAAUGUUGACAAAAAAAGGGUAAAAUAUUCGAUUAGGUAAACAUGUUUUUAUCACUAAAUAAAGUAUUAUUUAUAUUUCUUUGGAGCGUUUUUGUCUGUCUUAGUGUUGGAUUUAAUAUAGAUGUGAUAAAUACAGUAACAUUGCGUGGAUUUUCGGAUCCUGGAAGUUAUUUUGGAUACUCUGUGGGGAUAGCAGUAAAUGAUAACACAGGAAACAAAUGGAUCUUAGUGGGUGCUCCUCGAAGUAAUGAUCCAGCCUUUCCAAAUGUACCGAGACCUGGUGCUGUGUUUGCCUGCACGCUCCCUUCACAAGGGAAUUCAACGUGUACCAAGUUGAACAUUGAUGAAACAAAGGGACUUGAUUCCGUUAACAUUGGUGGACGUACAAUUACUUUUAAGCAUGGUAGAAAUGAUUCCUGGCUUGGAGGAUCCAUUGAUGUUUUCACGUCAGGUUCCUCUAACGUAUUUGCUACAUGCGCACACAAAUGGUAUAACACGUAUUUUUAUGAAGUAAGAGAUUAUGUCUACAUGCAAGGUUUGUGUUAUGAAGUUCCUCUGGAUUUAAAUAUGACAAAUGUGAAGAAGAUACCUGCUAUGACGAACGAUGUUUUGCGGACAAUUUACAUACCUGAAACUGACCAAACGGUGUGGCUCUAUGGAUUUGCUGGGCUUGGAAUAUCCGUUCACUAUACUAAGAACGCAAAUCACCUGUUGUUGGGGGCUGCAGGUAUUUUUGACUGGAUUGGUGGUUUCGUGGAUCUGGAAGGUCAGCAAGUAAAAAUCAUGCGGAAUGCAAUAAACAACACUGACAUUAUUAAACCAAACACAGGUUAUUCCUCCACAAGUGGUAUGUAUUUUGCCGAUGAUCAGACAUAUCUCGUCUUUGGAGCACCGAGAGUCGAAUUGAUGGGCAUGGUACUAUUCUUCAAAGCUGGACAGAGUCAGUAUACAUUUCAAGAUGUUUUCAUGGUCUUAAAAGGUAGCGAGAACGGCAAGAGUUUACCAGUGAACUCGUAUUAUGGAGCAACACUAUGCACGAUGGACAUUAACAAUGACAAGAAUGAUGACCUGUUUGUAGGAGCUCCGAUGUACAGUCCUUUGAAAAAUAACCAUUUUACACAGGAGCUGGAAAUAGGAAUGGUGUUUGUGUAUCUUGGCUCAAGAUUGACAAUGAAAUUUAAAUCACCACCAGAAACCCUAAAAGGAACUUUUCCAAAGGGAAGAUUUGGUAGUGCGAUUGCUAGCUUAGGGGACAUAAACUCCGAUAACUUUGAUGAUGUUGCAGUAGGUGCACCUUAUGAGGACAACUUCAAAGGGGCAGUGUAUAUCUACAAUGGAUAUACAGGCGGAGUCUGGCCGAAGUAUUCACAGCGGAUCUAUGCUGCAGACAUUGAUACUGGGUUACGAGGAUUUGGCAUAUCAAUUGCAUCUGGAAAAGAUGUCAACAUAGAUAAUAUAAAUGAUACGGUAGUUGGCUCUUAUCUGUCGGACAAAGCCGUAGUUAUGUUCGGACAACACGUGAUAGAGUUAGACGCAGACCUGAAAGUACUGAAUAUUACAGGAGACCCGACUGUCUUAAUUGACAUGGACGGAGAUAAACAUGAAACAGUAAAUGUCUGUUUCCGUUUUCAUUAUCAUCGAUGUGAUUAUUUACGACUUAACCUCAGCAUUACCCUUGAUGCAGAGAAAGGUGAUCUGAGGAGAAUCAAAUUUGUCAAGAAUAACGAAUCUUCGAUAAAAAAUGUGUUGCAUGUUGCUAGAAAUAGUCUGGUGUGUGCAAGGGAACAACUAACAAAGAAGUCAACGAAUGACAUUGUUAGCGAGAUAGUGAUUCAGGCGGACUACGACAUUGCUGAGAUAAACUGUUCAGGUAUCGAUAAUAGCGUAACCAUCAGACUCUUCCAUGGUUUAUACCCUGAUGAUCCAGUUCUUCAGCUGAGAGAAAAGUUUCAGUUUCGGAAAAACUGCAAACAAGUCAUGUGCAAAACGGACUUAACACUUUUAGCUGUGGCUGAAUUCGCUAACAUUAGUGAACACUUCCUAUCAAGGAAAUCAGAACUUGCUGUAGAUAUAUCAAUAACAAAAUUCGGUGAUACGGCAUAUGCAACAGUCUUUGAUAUGGUCUAUCCUAAAUAUCUUAGCUAUAUACAUAUGGAAUAUUUACUCGAGGACUUGCAGAUAUCGUGCUAUCUAGCGGAUCCUAGUUAUAAUAACUCAAGAAUAGUUUACAGUGAAGACCGAUCGGCAUUAACCUGCUCACUUGGGAACAUUAUUUCAAAUGUGACCAGUGUUAACUUUAGGCUUGUUUUAGAACUUAUGACAUCUGGUGUUGAUAUAGAUUCAGUAACUGAGCUUCAAAUGCUUGUAACGACGAUAAGCACAGAUAUAAACCCGACGGACAACAAUGAAACUUUGCCAAUCAACUUGCAACGUUAUCCAGUGAUUAACUUCGAUGCGAUUGCAAUGCCCCAAGUAGUAACGUUAGUGGGAUACCAACAGAGAUAUAGAAUGAAGAAUAUAUACAAAGUAUAUAACACAGAAGGAAAACAUAUUUCAGCUACGGUGAAUAUAUCAUAUCCACAAAUACAGCGAGUGGAUAAAGCUCUUCUGUUCCUAAAUCAGACCAAGAUACGCUGUGGCCAGACGUGUGAGGCAGAGUGUCAGUUGGCGCUGACAUAUACGACACCAAUUGUUUACUCGUACUUCAAUGGUCAACAUGUGUCAAGUACUGAAAAACCAGUGACGUCACUAUCAGAUAUUCAAAAUGCUGACUGUUUAAAGCAAAUAUGUUCCAUAUUUACGUGUACCUUGAGAAAUUUACAGCCGAAAAGUACUGCAUACAUAUACACGGAAUUUGUAAUCGACUCUGAAAUCGAGACCAUUAUUAAGGAAGGUGAAUCAGUUGAACUGAUUUCUAUUGGUAGUGUAGAGAUAGGUCAAGGCAAUAUUCAAAACAUGCAGGUCAGUGCAACUUUAAGAAAGAGAAUUAUAAAACCCUUGGUGAAAGAAUUGUCAUGGUGGGCAAUCCCCCUUAGCGUUCUUUGUGGUAAUCUGCUAUUGUCGUUGAUAAUCGUUCUACUGUGGAAGGUAGGUUUCUUUGAGCGAAAGUUGCGGGAUGAGUUAAUAAGAAGAAAGGCACACAUAUCAAAUGCAGGACAGGUGACUGGAAAAAUGCCGACUUCAUAUGCCGGGCAAGUAUCUGGCAAGCGUGUAACUGAUGAUUCGGGACAAGUGUCUGGGAGAAAGCCGACAGCUGAUGCCGGACAGGUGGCAGGAAGCUGCCCUACAAUUGACAAUUCUUAGAAUUGAACGAUAAAACAAAUAAUUCUUGAUAAGUAGCAUAAUGGCAGAAACCGGUGUUUGAUAGAACAGAGGAUGCCUCAAUUCCUUUAAUGCAACAGAAAAAUUUAAUGUAAGGUGUAAAAUUUCUUAUUCUAUAUACUAGGUGAUAUUGUCAGAUGCUUAUAUAAGUGAUAUUACUAGACAUAUAGCCGAUAACCGGACAUGUAGUCGAUACUGCUUAAAAUAUAGUUGGCAUUAUUGACAUAUAGUUGGACAGAAUUUCCCCAGUGUAUUAGAUCAAUUAAUUCGUUCAGAAUGGAAAUAAUGUCUUUCCUCAAAUAUAGAUAAUUUUAUGAAAUUUGUACAUCAGGCCGAUACUUGUGUAUUUUAUUUUUGCUAUUUUGUAAAUGAUUGGGAAUCGAGGAAUCAGUUCAAAGUCCUCAAGUAUUUUAACUGAUAGAUUAAAGGCAGUACUACGCUGUAUUCCUAUUCCUCCUAUUUACUUUAUUUUGUAUUAUUUUUUUUCUAUAUAUUUGUUUGUUUAUAGUUAUUAUGUGCAUUUCCAUACAUACAUUGGUUAAGAGUUUCUUAGAGUAGUAUGAAAUGAUUAUCAAUGCUUACAGGUUUGUUUCAAUGUUUUCGUAAUCUUUUGCUAAUUAGGUUAAAUGUUUUCAAACGGUGUCAAGCGAAUUGUAUAAAAAAUACGUUCGUAAUGUACAGCAUGAAAGGAUAAAAGUACAAGCACAAACGGAAAAUGACAAUAACUUAUAUCCCUGGGUAUUUGCGUUAUUAUAAUGAUGUAAUGAUCAUAGGCCCUUUUUGUCACCAAUAUGUACAUGUAUCUAAAGCAUUUAAUUUGCGUGGAUACCUUUUAAUUACACUGUCCCGUACAUGUGGAUCCUGUUAGUGAUAGUUUGUUUACAAUUAACUGGUUCGGACUUUGGGUGUAGAAGUGUAGUGGUUGUUUAUCAUAGUGUCCCACCUACUGAAAUCACCAGAAAUGAUUGCUUUUUGAGACACAUACAGGCAUUGAGCAAUAUUACUUACCGAUUCCUAUUUAAUAUCAAGGAGAAUGCAUGUAGACAAUUGAUAACCAUUAUGUAACUAGCUAGCGGCUAACCAACCUGUCUCACUUCUGUAACAAAAGCCGUCUCUGGCGGGACAAGAAUCUUCGGGCACUCGAUUGCGGACCAUGUGCCUUAUUCAUAAGGCACACGCUGUUGUAUAUGUACGUAUAGGUCUAUCCUUUACACACCUAAACUUAUGUAAGCUUCAGGUUCAUACGUGACUUUUUUCUGGAGCGUUUCCCUUGUUUGUUUUUACAUGAGAAUAACAUUACGUAUUACUACUUUCCCAUUGCUUGUGUUUUACAUGAGAAUGACGAUAGUUUUUUUUUUUACUUCUGUGCCCUUGUUUGUUGUUUACAUGAGAAUAACAAUUCAUAUUUCCACUUACUCCUUGUUCGUUUUACAUGAGAAUUACAUUAAACAAUACUACUUUUAAUUCGUCACUAAUCUGACCACGGUAAAUAAAAUUUCUGUAGAAAAAGGUAAAAACUAUGCUAGUAUUAAAAUGAGAGCUGGAAUGUAACAAAGUAACAGGAAUCGAAUAGAGAAUUUAAUAUAAUCUUCUCUGCAAAAACUAUAACAAUGCGUACGGUAUAGCCACUAUCGUCAGAUCUUAUUUCAAAUAGAAAAGAAUAUUAAUUUUGUAUAUAUUUUCAACAUUCAUUUUGUACAAACACAAACAAUAUUACUUGAUGAAAAUUAUUCUCGGGAAAUAACUCAUGUUGUACUUUAUGUAGAAAGUAAAAAUUGUCUAGGGUCCCUUGCAACACGUAACAAUAAUAUCUCUUAAACAUAGAGAUGUAAUUUUGUAUGUAUAUAUGUUAUGCAAUCUUAUCAAUAUAAAUUUGUAUGUUAUUGUUA
This is a messenger RNA of Mercenaria mercenaria, 5431 nucleotides long. RefSeq names its product integrin alpha-9-like. Lineage: Eukaryota; Metazoa; Mollusca; Bivalvia; Venerida; Veneridae. The transcript has 20 exons. Gene Ontology annotation, biological process: integrin-mediated signaling pathway; cell adhesion mediated by integrin; cell-cell adhesion. Gene Ontology annotation, cellular component: integrin complex; external side of plasma membrane. The record is from RefSeq and is a predicted model, not a curated record. Bases 264 to 3524 code for a protein of 1086 amino acids. Gene Ontology annotation, molecular function: integrin binding.